AAAUUCUUUAGAUGUUCAGCAGAAUUUCUGUGUCUUUGAGAAAGGUCAAUGCGUGUACGCUAGAUGCCCUUAGGAACGUCAUUGCCRAAAGCUACACACCUACUCCAUCGACGAUAUAUAUCGAUAACAUCUUUGAUAUAAAGGAGUGGCUUGUCCCCCACAUCUAUCCCCUACUAUACCACAGUCAGCCCCAUGCCUUCAGGUUUAAAGAAAAUAAGAAAGGAGAGGUKGAAAUGACAUAUAAGCUGUGGGCUGGCGAACGCGAUAUGCCAUGGGAGCCAAAAACGCCAAUCAUUGUGUUGGAUAGGUUGCCACCGGGUACGCCAAGUGUAGCCGUUCCAGUUAAUGAUAGCAGGAAUUGCCCUGAGCCUGAUCAAAUGGAAAAAUCACUUAAACACCUUGAGGUAAGAUUGAGUAAUGCAGAAAUCAAGUGGUGGAAGAGUUUCAUUGCCCAAGAAAGACGCAAUCGUGCAACCUGGGAAAACAUGACAGAAACGGACUAUAAAGACGCGGGGAAGUGUUUCACCGUUGCRCCCCWGGAGUACUCUGACUAUAUUGCGAYCGAAGAGAGUGAUGAUGAAGACCUGCUUAGAACAGAGCAGAACAUCCGCAAGCUGUUCSCUAAAAGCUCUACAAUGAGACCGAUUGUCCGGCUCAAACUGGGAGGUCUUGCUAAAAGACAAAAACGCAAAAGAGAAAACAAAGGAAAUCGAGCAGAAAAGGCGGUAAAAACAACAAAGUCAUAA
Molecule: messenger RNA, 746 nt
Organism: Exaiptasia diaphana
Lineage: Eukaryota; Metazoa; Cnidaria; Anthozoa; Actiniaria; Aiptasiidae
Exons: 2
Coding region: 12-746 (244 amino acids)
Source: RefSeq, a predicted model, not a curated record